Molecule: messenger RNA, 312 nt
Organism: Ascochyta rabiei
Lineage: Eukaryota; Fungi; Ascomycota; Dothideomycetes; Pleosporales; Didymellaceae
Exons: 3
Coding region: 1-312 (103 amino acids)
Biological process (GO): protein targeting to ER
Cellular component (GO): signal peptidase complex; endoplasmic reticulum membrane
Source: RefSeq, a predicted model, not a curated record
AUGUCCGACCAGAUGCUCGAGCAGGUCCGCGAGGCCGUCGAGGGCCAGAUUGACUUUGAGGGCCAGCGACUGGCAGAGCUGCUGACCACGGUGCUGCUCGGCGCUGCAGGCAUCAUCGCCUUCCUCGUGGGCUUCGCGCAGCAGGACAUCAAGCUGGCGCUCUACAUCGGCCUCGCCGGCACCGCCCUCACCUUCGUCGUCGUCGUCCCGCCCUGGCCCUUUUACAACAAGAACCCCGAGGCCUGGCUGCCGCCGCGCCACGCCUCGGCCUCGGGCUACAGCAUCGACGUGGACGGGCAGAAGGUGCGCUAG